AUGCAUGUCUGUCCUCCUUCCUUGCCACUGGUGCGUGCCCUGUGGCUGGUCCUGCAGAUGCACCGCUGGCAGCCAGCCAUGCCUGACGGCAGCCGGGAUGAAAAUAUGGAGGCACCACAUCCUCGAUGCAUUCAACAGCAGUGGCACAUCAUCAAUGCACAGGUGGCAGUCCGCCUGAAGGUGCAUCCACACGUCAUCACCAAGAUCGGCAAGAUGCACCUUGAGGACAUCAUACACACCAUUGACCUCGUUGCUGCAGGCCUACCAGACCACAUCGAGCGGCUGCAAGACACACAACCCGCCAUCACACACCUGGUCUGUGCAGUGCAUGCUACAUCCACAAAUGAUUUGGGCUCAAUUGCAUCACUGGCCAGCCUCCACAGCCAUGCCAAUGGUCUGUGGCUUGUCUUUGGCCCGCCCACGCUAUCCUUCAUCCUCAAUCCAUCAUCCUUGUCCUCCCAAGCUGUGUACCGCCUCAUAGGAUGCAGCUACAACUUCAACCCCAGCACAGGCCAGCCAAUGGACCGGCCACCACCAGCGGAAUGUUGUCACCUCAUAACAUCCAGCCCAACAUCAUGCGCGGAGUUCAUGCGUGGAUUCAUCCACACCUUCUGCGAUGUCUUCCUUAGCUGGCCUGUCAGCCAUGAACCCCAGGUCCUGGACUUCAUGGUGUUGUAUCCUGUGAAGCCCAUCCAGCAGCAGUCGCUGCCAUCGCCCAUACACUUCAGUGCAGCAGUCGGCCACAGAUGCACUGCUGACUUCACACUCAAUUACGCCACCAAGGCAGAGGGUGGCCAGGGUGGCCCAUCACCAGUGACACCCUUGGAUUUCAUGACCAUCCAGGAGUGCAGCACCAUCCUCAAACCUCCGACUGAUGCUGCUGGCCCUGCCCCACCUCCCAGUGAUGAUGCUGAGAAACCACCUGCCCUGAGCAUCACAGCCAGCACCUUCCAGCAUACAGCACCUUCCAGUUAUCCAGCACCUUCCAGCAUACAGCAUCCCACGCCCUUCAUGCGUCACCAUCGAGGGACUCCUAUGACAGCCCCAGCUCCACCCUACCACUCCCACCUUCACCGGAGCCCUACCCAGAAUACAUUGCCCACUUGCUUGACCGAGCGACCACCCGUGCCAAACUUCCGAUUGUCAAGGGAAGCAUCACGACUGUGUGGCCCCCAGGCAAGCCUGGCACUUGCAAAAGCCAAGUCACUCCUCCUCACACUCCUAUGGUUCGCCUUCCAGGAUGACUGCCACCACUGCAUCACCAUCGUCAGCUACACCUGGUGUGUGGCCCUCCAUGAUACAACCCCCGCCAAUGCUGGUAUCAGCAUCACCACCUUCUUCAUGACAGCCCACAGCCAGCUAACCCGCUGGGGAGGAGGAACCCUUGAGCGCAGCAGCAGCAGUGGCCCCACGGACCGCAAUGGCGGUAGUGGCGGCAGCUCCAACAGCCCAGCACACCCGGGAGAUGACCCGGGGCCCCAGCUGAGCCCCGUGGUGCCCUCGUUCUACCUCAUCAGGGACGACCUGCUGCACCCCGUCCUGGGGGGCAACAAGGUUCGCAAGCUGGACGCGCUGGUUCCGGAGCUCCUGGAGGCGGGGGCCACCGACCUGGUGACCUGCGGGGGUGUGCAGAGCGCCCACCUUGCUGCAGUGGCUCUGGUGGCGGCGGAGACGGGGCUGAGGUCGCAUCUGCUGGUCCGGGGGGAGGCACCGCAGGUGCCCGCCGGCUAUCAUCUCGUCACCCGCAUGUACGGCACUGAUGUGUCGUACGUUUCCCGUGCCGAGUACGCGGACCGACACGCGAUGUUGAGCGCCCGUGCGCGGACGGUCCAAGAGACUACACCUGGCGCGCAGGUGGCGGUAGUGUCGGAGGGGGGCGGCGACACACCAGCGCUUCUAGGGCUUCUGCGCCUCGUGCACUGGCUGGCGAGCGCCAAUGGAGAGAGCAGUUGUGACGGUGCUUCGUUGAGCGGCACGGUGCAUAGAGCGCAGCCAAGGUGCAAUGGCGAGGAGUAUGCGUACGGGCAUAGAGUAUUGAACCCUCGACUGGCCACUGUACAGCAGCUGCCGUAUCCGAGUACAACACCGUACAAGUUGGUGGUGGAUUCAGGCACUGGGACUACGGCUAUCGGUCUGGCACUGGGUAUCGCCCUGCUGGGGCUCCCCUGGACAGUUCAUGCGGUGAGGCUUGCUGGUGAGCAGUCGUACUACACAUCCCAGCAGGAGCAGCUUGUCCGUGGCUUCUUAGAGCGCUACGGCGAUGAGCUGUUCACGGGCACCAGCACCAGCAACAGCACCCCGGAGGUGGCCGUCUGUCAUCCAAUCAACACCAUGGCAUUGGAGGGAGACCCGGGGUGUUGUACGGCGUCAUCAGUACAAGAGGCAAGAUCUGAAGAUGUGUCUACACCGGCACGGCCGGCAUUGAAGGUGGUAGCGGAGGCAGCGCAGGCCUCUGCACCUCUAUCAGUGCCAGUGCCAGUGUCGGUGUCAGGGAUUGGCGCUGUUGACGGUGCUGUGGGGGACGUUGCUGCUGCUGCUGCUGCGGCGGCGGCGGCGGCGGCGGCAGCACUGCCUCUUCGUUGGGUGUGUCGACCGGUUCCCCGCCGGUUCGGGCGGGUGCAGGAGGGUGAGGUCGCGACGUGCAAGCAGAUUGCCCAGUUGUACGGUAUCGGCCUGGAUCCGAUUUACAGCCUGGCGGCCUGGGAGGUGGCAUCCAGGGAAGCAGUCGCGGAGACGAACCUGGAAGCUGCACAUCCCGGUGCUUUGCGACCCGUGGGUCACCAGGAUGGAUCAGGGGAGGACGUGGCUGUUACAUGUAGUAAUGGUGGUGGUGAGGGUGGUGAGGGUGGAUGUCGCAUCAGCUGUGGUAAUGGUGGAGGUGACAGCAACGGCGGCGAUGCCAGCAAUGGUAGGGAACUGGACGUGGACCCACGGGUGGCUGGGGGAGUCGAGAAUGAAGCCGUGGCGGGGUCGCAUGUGGUGAUGCUUCACGGGGGUGGCGCCCUGGGGCUUCACGGGCUGGCACAACGCUACCCUGCGGCGUUUUAA
Messenger RNA from Volvox carteri f. nagariensis, 3048 nucleotides. RefSeq lists its product as uncharacterized. Bases 1 to 3048 code for a protein of 1015 amino acids. The record is from RefSeq and is a predicted model, not a curated record. Lineage: Eukaryota; Viridiplantae; Chlorophyta; Chlorophyceae; Chlamydomonadales; Volvocaceae. Gene Ontology annotation, molecular function: D-cysteine desulfhydrase activity. The transcript is spliced from 15 exons.